This is a messenger RNA of Carassius gibelio (silver crucian carp), 2996 nucleotides long. RefSeq lists its product as uncharacterized. Lineage: Eukaryota; Metazoa; Chordata; Actinopteri; Cypriniformes; Cyprinidae. The transcript has 9 exons. Gene Ontology annotation, molecular function: protein serine/threonine kinase activity; ATP binding. The record is from RefSeq and is a predicted model, not a curated record. Gene Ontology annotation, biological process: regulation of mitotic cell cycle; negative regulation of apoptotic process; protein autophosphorylation. The coding region runs from base 382 to 2526 and encodes 714 amino acids. Gene Ontology annotation, cellular component: cytoplasm.
AUAAUUGCCCCCUGAAUGUACAGAGGUGCCGAGACGCUAAAACACAGUAUAAUAAGCCGAACACGAGUAAAUAAACGACCUAGGGGCGUGGCGCGCUUCAGUGAAACACGCCCCGCCCCCUCCUCCCCGAGAGAACGUCACUAUAUUAUGACGUCACACGGUAUAAACUGUACACCCGCGCGCUCUGAAGAUCACUUCAGUUCAGUGAGACUCCGAGCAGAAGCGAAGACGUUCACCUGAGCAGAGACUCGAAGUCUAUCAAGACGGACAGUCGACAAAAAUUCAGCAAGUUUGACAGCGACACAGUCAACACGCGUUUCUCCUGCGUUAGAGUCAGUGGAGUUCUACUUCAGCAGCUCAGUGUCAGCAGAUGUUCAGCUGAUGAUGAGUGACUCUCCACAGACAGCUGGAGGAAAAAGCUCUUCAGAACAACAGGCUUCUCCCACGGCAGCCGCUAUGGAGAACCGCCCAACAGAAAAACAAACCAGAAAGAGGAAGACAAAAUGCAUCCAUGCAUUCUUCCGGCGAAUUGGGAAGGCUUUAAAGCUUUGCUACAGGGAAGAAAUAUUGACCCCAUUUCCAUCCGAUGAUCCAGCAGAUCUCCAGCCAGGUUUAUCUGGCCUUGAAUGGGCGUUAUCAAUCGAUCCAUGUCCAUCUGGUUUGGAGCUGACAGUUAACACCAAUCCGGCUGAUCCUGAUGGGUCAUUGGUCUCAGAACCAUCCAGUCUUGAGGUGAUAUCUGACAGUGAUCAGGCUGAUCCAGAGCCAUCACCUGUCCCAGGUCAAUCCAGCCUCGAUUUAAAGUUAACACUGGAUCCAGGUCUAUCCAAACUGGUUUCUGAGACAAUGAAUGUCCCAGGACUAUCUAGUCUUGAUGUAACACCUGUACCAAGUCUAUCCAGUAUUGAGAUGAAACCGGACAGGGAUCUAACCGAGCCCAAGCCAUCAUCUGUCCCAGGUCCAUCUGGUUUUGAGGCAGCUGUUGAACAACAAUCAACAAAGAGGAAGAAGAAAGGCAUCUGUGCAUUCUUCCGCCGAACAUGGAGGGUUGUUAAGUGUGCUGCUCUCUGUGGCCAAAGAGACAACAAAGUGGCUCCAGAUCCAUUUGCCAUUGACCCAGUGGCUCAACAGGAAAAUUCAGAUCACCAGCCAGAUUUAUUCAGCCUUGAGAGGCUGACACUUAAUGCUGAGCCAACAUAUCUGGAGCCAUCACCUGUCCCAGGCCCAUCCAAACUGAAUAAUGAGCCAAUGCCUGCCCCACAUCAGUCUGGUUAUGAGCCACCUGUUGAAAAACAAAGAAAAAUCUGGAUGAAGAAAGACAUUCAAGCAUUCUUUCAGCGAACAUGGAGGACUGUUAAGUUUCCCUCCUUGGCCCCAGAUUCAUGUCGAGUUGAGCCAGUAGCUCACUGGGAUCAAGUGGACCUCCAGCCAGGUCUAUCUGGUCCCUUGUGGUUGUCAAGGAAUGAUCCAGGUCCAUCUUGUUUCGAGGUGACAGUCACGGCCAACCAAAAUCCACCUGAUUCUAAGCCAGAUCCAUUCAGCCUUCAGUCACACUUAACACUUGACCCAGGCCCAGCUGGUCUUGUAGUUGAGUUGACAUCUGUCCCAGGACCAUCCAGUCAGGAGAUAAUGCCAGUCUAUGGGUCUGACAUGGGUCUGGAUGUUCCUGAGAUAAAACCCAUUCCAGGUUCCAGUCUCGUUCUGACAGCUGCUGUGGAUCUGAUUGAUCCCGAGCCGUCAUCUGCCUCUGGUUCAUCCAGCUGCAGGCGGACACCUGACACUGAUCUGGACAAUUCUAAACAAAAACAUGUCCCAGUCCUAUCUGGUUUUUGGCCAACUGCAGCAUCAUUUUCCUCCCGUUAUGAUAUGGGAGUGAAGUUGGGACAGGGAGCCUUUGGUUCUGUGUAUAAGGGGACUCACAGAUUUAGUGGCCAGAAGGUUGCUAUCAAAUGUAUACGUAAGAAGCCAUGGAACAGCUUUAUUAAUGUGCCUGGAUCUACAGAACGUCUGCUGUCAGAAGUGGUUAUAAAUGUGAUGGUGUGCGCACCUCCGAAAAGCCCCUACAUUGUACAAAUGAUCGAGUGGUUUGAUCAGACACAUCAGUUCGUCAUAGUUAUGGAAUAUCCACAUCCAUGUCAGACCUUGCUGGAAUUUACCAUGUGCCAUGAAAGACAUCUGGAUGAAUCUGUGGCACGUGGUUUAAUGCGGCAAGCGGUGCUUGCAGCCAAACACUGCAUUGAACGGGGCAUCUUACACAAUGACAUCAAGACGGACAACAUUCUGGUCAACACAGAGACACUGCAGCUCAAACUAAUAGACUUCAGCUGUAGCAAACGUAUUAACAUGUCUUGCUCUGAAGAUUAUCAAGAGGCGGUUGAAUCAACAGUCUGGUCUUUGGCUAUGGUACUUUUGGAGAUAGUUAGCAGAGACCAGCCCAUAAGUGUUUUUCUCUCCAAAUCACGUCAUCCUUUGAUACCAAGUUUCUCCAGUGGAAACUUGUGUUGGGGAGGAUUCAAUGUCUGCUGAGGCACAUGUGAAUGUGUUAUAAAGUGAGUAUCAGAAAACACAUCCCAGACACAUGGACUGUCAAAGACCAUGCGACAGGAACAUGCUCCUGGAGAUGCUGAGAAAGCAUUGAAGGAAUCUCUGUGGAGGAUGUACUCAAAAAAUACACAUACUUUAGGACACCUGCUGAGUGACUCAUCAACUGUAAAAUAUCUUGUUUCAAAUCUUUUCAGGUAAUAUUCUUCUGUACCUUUUUAGCCCAUCUGUUAAAAAUGAAAAGCAAUAGUUUUAGAAAACAAUGUAAGAUUUAUCAGUCUAGACAAGAACAUGAAAAGCACCGUAUAUUGUGAACCUUAUACAUUAGCUUCUGAUUAUUGCUACAGUUCUGCAGUGUAUGUAGCUCCACUGUCUGAGCCAAAGAGGAUGCAACAGAAUCUGAAAAGUGUUUUCUUUUUUUUCUCUUUAUUUUUGUUGUUAUUAUUGUUGUUAUU